AUGACGAAUUUCCGCAACAUCCCAACUUCCUCCCAAUGGGUCACUUUCCCCGUUUCAACCAAAGAAAAGUUGACAAUCAAUUGGGAAGAUGACUUCCACGCUUAUGUCAAUACCUACUAUGUGGCCAAGUGCUACUUUGGCAUUCCUGAAGAAGAGCUUCAAAACAAUUCCAUUGUGGAUAAAAAGCUCCAGGUCCCAAACCCAGUGUUUUGCAAGGGACGCUCUAAGCUCACAGUUCUGGGUGAAACAAAGAUUUAUAUCGCGGCAGAGUUUAUCGAGGAGGAAUACGCUGAUAGCCUUUCGGACUUACAUCAGUUCCAUCUCAAGGAUAUCGCUAUUGAGUCUGGACGCAAUGAAAAGUUUCCAUGGGUCACCAUGAAGCUUAAUGGAGCCUUCUGCUAUGGCCAGAAUGGUGCAGACGACAAGCUGCGGAGGUAUAUUGUCUAUCACCCGUCGGUUGGCCCUGGUAUCCAGCGACCGAAUAUCCACCAGCAUCGUUUCACGGAUACAGAAAUCACCAAUGCAAUCAGAAAGAGCCUUGAGGGUGCCGCCGAAGAUUUACCGGAGAAUUACAAAAUCCUAGGUGUCGCAGUAGGCCAACUGCUUAAAGUGCUCCACAAAAAAGGCAAGGCUGCGUUUGGGGAUGCUCUCUGGGUAUUCCUGGAUGACCACCAGCUCACUGAGCCCAAUACUCAACUCCCGCGUGAUGAAGCAAAUCUACGAACACACCUGGGCCAGAUUCAAAAGCUGGAAUUUGGUGUUGUCGGCAAGACGGCCAGGGAUUUCAAACGGGCGCAUCUCCUCGCUCCUCCUCUCCAUCAGCAACCGUUUCUCCCGCCUAUCCCUUUUCCAUCUUCUGAUCAGCAGGAACAUCAGCCAGAGAAAGUGCUCAAGGAAAAACCAAAAACUCGUGAGGACCUGGGGAAGAGCAGAGCGGAAGACAUAGAUCAGGAAGUUAAUCGGAUUCUGCAAGAGCUAGAGGAAGCACGAAAGAAGAGCGGUUUAGCCGGCUUUCAACACACCCAACCUUCUGACACGAAAGUGGACCAGGUUCAACAGUCCAGAAAUGCCCUCUUGGGAGAUAAUACUGGCAUGGACAAGGAUUCAACUAAAGACACGAGUGUGAAUGCAAUCUUCGGGGAGGUUCACCCAGGUUAUAAAAAUGAAAAGCAAGGUGAUGGACAGGGGUCCCCUGGCAAGGAGCCUAAAAAACCCGCGGGUGAUCAGCCCGUUUCCACGCGAGGGUCAAGAUCGAUCAAGAAGUACUAG
Molecule: messenger RNA, 1269 nt
Organism: Penicillium verhagenii
Lineage: Eukaryota; Fungi; Ascomycota; Eurotiomycetes; Eurotiales; Aspergillaceae
Exons: 3
Coding region: 1-1269 (422 amino acids)
Source: RefSeq, a predicted model, not a curated record